Molecule: messenger RNA, 2657 nt
Organism: Odocoileus virginianus texanus
Lineage: Eukaryota; Metazoa; Chordata; Mammalia; Artiodactyla; Cervidae
Source: RefSeq, a predicted model, not a curated record
AUGCUGGACUCAGGGAAAGCUGGAAGUAAGGUGGACAGUUAUGCCUAUGAGCCUGGGAAAGAACUUGGCAUUGUAGGAAGAACAGGGUCUGGAAAAAGUUCCCUCAUUGCUGCCCUCUUUAGAUUGUCAGAACCUGAAGGUGAUGUUAAAAUUGAUGGAAUCAGGACAACCAGUAUUGGACUUCAUGAUUUAAGGAAGAAAAUGUCAGUUGUAUCUCAGGAACCUGUUUUAUUCACUGGAACAGUGAGGAAAAAUCUGGAUCCGUUUAAUGAGUAUUCAGAGGAGGAACUGUGGAAUGCCUUAGAAGAGGUACAACUCAAAGAAGCCAUCAAAGAUCUUCCUAGUGAAAUGUAUACCCAAUUGGCAGAAUCAGGAUUGAACUUGAGUGUUGGACAGAGACAACUAGUGUGCCUUGCCAGGGCUAUUCUCAGGAAAAAUCAGAUAUUAAUUCUUGAUAAAGCCACAUCCAGUGUGGAUCCAAGAACUGAUGAAUUAAUACAAGAAAAAAUCCAUGAGAAAUUUGCCCAGUGCACUGUGCUAACCAUCACACAUAGGUUGAGUACCGUUAUUGACUGUGAAUGGAUAUUGCACCUGCUUCACAGAUGUGAAUGUCUGUAUCCCCUGAACCAAUCAGCUUUGUUGCUGUUAUCAAAGUUUUGGAUUCAGGGAGACAGAAAGAAUAUGCCCAGCCAUAUGAUUUGCUGCAAACUACAGAUAGCCUGUUUUACAAGAUGGUGCAGAAACUGGGCUAGGCAGAGGCCUCUGCCCUCACUGAAAGGGCAAAACAGGUGCACUCUGAAAGCGAAUAACCAGGUAUCACUCACAGUGACCAUGUGAUUAUGAAUAUUAUGAAUGUCCAAUGGAUAACCCUCAGCUUCACAACUUUUAAGUCAACUCUGUGAUUCUACCAUGAGUUCAUGUCUAUUCCAAAGGCAUUGUUCCAAUCAGUUUCUGCACUGUGUAAAUUAUGUUGUUCUUUUUUCACACCAGCAACAGAUAUUUACAUAUUACAAGAUAUUAAUCUAUAAUUUUUAUCCAACUUCACUCUGUGAUUUCAAGCUCUUGCAAAAGGAUUUAUUGUGUUUAUGUGUUAUAGUAUUUUCUUUUUUAUCCAAAUCAGAGGUACAGGCCACCAAUAAAAGCUGUCUCCCAGGUUUUGUGUCUUGAGAGACUCUGGAGUCAAACUCAUUUUCUAAGAUUUGAAACAAAGUUCUUAUAAUUUUUUUUCUUUUUUUUACUGUUCCCAGAAUUACAUAUUACUUUCUAAUUAGGGAUUCCUGAAGACUGUGUGAAGUUGCCAUUUUGUGUCACCACUUCCUUUAACAGAACUACGAUCCAUUUUCUACUCAAAGACCUCUGGUUAAAAUACUAUAGAGAAAAGUAAUAGGAAAAACAUACAGUACAUGUAGUUUAAGUGACAUUAUAGGAGAGAGGGAGAGGUGUCACCCUCCAAAAAAAAUAUGGUUAAAAUACAGAAGGGCAAUAUUGCACAUUCAUCUCCUGUGUCCCCUGCAUUGCCGGCAGAUUCUUGACCGCUUAGCCAUGGGGGAAGCCCUCUAAAAGAGAAGGAAGAGAAAAUAUGCUUUAUCAAAGUAGGAACCCCUCUAGGGGAUUUACUAAUGAAGGACAGACAUGUUCUAGGCUGUCUUCUAGAUAGAGGAUUUUAUUUUUUUUACAUUAAAAAAGUUGUGGUAAAAUAUAUAUAACAUAAAAUUUGCCAUAUAGCCGUUUUUAAUCACACAAUUCGGUGGCAUUAAUCAUAUUCACAGUGUUGUGGAGCCAUCAUUGUCUGGGUAACUUUUGGUAAUUAUGUGCUUUCUAUUCAGUGUUUUAUUUCUGCAGAGUCAUUUUGGUAAGUUUCAUUUUUCUAGAAGUGGAUUUGUUUCCUAUGAGUUUUGAGCUUAAUUGGCAUAAAUUUAUUUGCAGUAUCUUAUAUGUUUAAUUUCUGCAGCAUCUCUGUGUUCUUUUGGCCUUUUAAUUUUCUUUGAGGCUUCUCUUUUUUUAUGAAUAAUCCUGUAUAACUUUUUCCUAUUUUCAAAGAAUCAGCUUUUUGCUUGAUUGAUGCUCUGUUUUUCUGUAUAGUUCAUCAUAUCAUUCAUUCUUUCUUUCAACUUUUCCUUUCUUUUGAGAUUUUUUCCUCAAAUUCUUAAAUUGGAAACAGAUUAAUAACAUCAUUAUUUUUCUAACAUAAGUAUAUAAAGCUGACAUUUUUUCUGAGAUCCACUUUAGCUACAACCUACAAGUUUUGAUACUUACCACCAAUCAUUAGCCAAAAUAUUAUGUAUUUUCUAAUUCCUAAUUUAAUUUAUAACUAUAUCUUUUAUCCAUGAGUUAGUCAUAAGCAUAAUGUUUUCUACAUUUCAAAUGCUAAUAGCUUUUUUUUCUGUUAGAUUGAACAUGUGAAACUGCUAACAUUCAGCCUUUUAUAUAAAAUGGCACUUUCAUAUGUUUAAACAUAAUAGUUUUCUUUUAUUAAUGUAUAACUUAAUUUCAUUUUGGUCAGACAACAUUAAGUUGUGGAUUUUAAACCAAAGGUAAUGAUAUUCACACAGAAACUCCUUGUUUCCACCAUUUUGUAUUUUAUUUGGGGGGUUUAAAAUGUUUUAAAGUACAUGUAUGACCAGUAAUUUUCAAAUAAAAGUCCUCCCUGAGUACUG